AUGAUGGAAAAUCUAUUCCAAAUCUUCUAUAUAGAGAUCAAACCUGAUUUUAGUGAACAUUUUGUUUUGCAGACAGCUAGUAGGUAUCACAUACCACUGAUACCUUACUCUGGUGGAACUUCAUUAGAAGGUCAUUUCAAUCCACCAUCAUCUGAUCUUCACACAAAUCAAUCCAAGAAUCAAUUCGAAUCUAUUGAAGAAGAGUUAAAACCGGGUUAUUCUUUUACUGUUGAUUUUUCUAAACACAUGAAUCAGAUUAUAACUUUGAAUGAAUCAGAUAUGGAUGUGGUGGUACAGCCUGGAAUAAGUUAUGAUCAAUUAAAUGAACAACUUAAAACCCGAUGUGCUUCUUCGAAACUUUUUUUCCCAGUCGAUCCAGGACCUGGGGCACAGAUUGGAGGGAUGGUUGGGACUGGUUGUUCGGGUACAAAUGCGGUCAAAUAUGGGACGAUGCGAGAAAAUGUGAUCAAUUUGACGGCUGUGUUACCGAAUGGUCAAGUGAUCAAAACCCGUCAACGUGCCAAAAAGUCAGCAGCAGGACCCGAUCUAACCAAGUUAUUCAUAGGCUCAGAAGGAACUCUAGGAUUGAUCACGGAAGUAACCUUAAAACUUCAACCGAUCUUACCCACCUCAGUAGGAGUCAGCCAUUUUGAAAAUGUCGAAUCGGCUACUGAAAGUGUUUUGGAAAUCCUUAAGAAUGGCGUUUCGUUGGCUUGUGUUGAGUUAUUGGAUGAUGUGAUGAUGAAAGCUAUUAAUGUGAAUAUGGUUGGGAAGAAAUGGGAUGAGAAGCCUAGUCUCUUUUUGAAGUUUUCUGGUACUCAUGAACAAAUCAAAGCAGAUAAAGAAUUAACAGCUAAGAUUAUUAAGUCUCAUGGUGGAUCUAAGAUCAAAUUAGCUACAUCAGAUUCAGAAGCAUUAGAAAUUUGGGAAUCAAGAAAGAUGGCCUUAUGGUCUUCAAUUGAUUAUGUACCUGGAUCAAAAGCUUGGACCACAGAUGUUUGUGUACCGAUCUCAAACUUACCAAAAUUAAUUUCUAAAACCAAACAAGAUUUAAUUCAAAACGGUUUGAUUUCGACGAUUGUGGGACAUGUAGGUGAUGGAAAUUUUCAUUGUAUAAUCUUAUUUAAGAAUCAUGAUGAGUUUUUAAAAACUAAAGAAUCGGUCGAAAGAAUGGUUAGAUUGGCUCAAGAAUUAGAUGGUACUUGUACUGGUGAACAUGGUGUUGGUAUUGGAAAAAAGUGGGCAUUAGAAAGAGAAUUAGGGAAAGGAACAGUUGAUCUUUUAAGAUCGAUUAAACAACUACUUGAUCCGAAAAACAUUCUCAAUCCUGGAAAACUUAUACCUGAUCCUAAAAAUGAUUCAUCACAUUAA
Messenger RNA from Melampsora larici-populina 98AG31, 1371 nucleotides. RefSeq lists its product as uncharacterized. The record is from RefSeq and is a predicted model, not a curated record. Gene Ontology annotation, cellular component: mitochondrion. Gene Ontology annotation, molecular function: FAD binding; D-lactate dehydrogenase (NAD+) activity; D-lactate dehydrogenase (cytochrome) activity. Gene Ontology annotation, biological process: lactate catabolic process. The transcript has 11 exons. Lineage: Eukaryota; Fungi; Basidiomycota; Pucciniomycetes; Pucciniales; Melampsoraceae. Bases 1 to 1371 code for a protein of 456 amino acids.